GCAACAUUAGAUUGGCAGGUAAUUUCAUAUUUAUUUCGGGGUUUCCGGCACUUGGCCAUCAGUUGGCGAGUGGACUUCUUGGCGAGCAGUUCGGACACCUCUACUCCAGGAUAAUGGCCUCAAGUGUAAUUCCCAAGACGGUGAAUCCUGACAUACAAAAGGAGCGCGAUGGAGCGAGUUUCAGUAGCGAGGAGUUCGCCGCCUGGUGGUCAGGAGGCCAGGAUGCCCUUAAGUUUCACCGGGAACUGCGUGACUAUAUGCAAAAGGAUGUCGAUGCGGAUGAGUAUCUGCAGAUCCAGAACCUGUCUCAUGAGGAGAUAAGCGACUUUGCUGUAAGGACUUCUCUCGAGGCGGCCAAGAAGCUGCGUCGCCUGCAGGAGGAACGCAAUCCUGGCGGAGAGGACUACUGGCCAAAUCUAUACGAUCACAAGAUUACGUGGGGGGUCACACCUGCCGGAAAUCCAUUCGGAGUGAUGUACGUGAUGCUCAUUCAGGCUCUGGAGGCCCAGUGCACUCCGGAACAGUACGAGGAAUUCGGAAAGCGAAUGAAAAACUUUGAGAUUUGUGGAACUUACGCCCAAACUGAGCUGGGACAUGGCACCUUCCUACGUGGUCUGGAAACAAGAGCUGAUUUUGAUCCGAAAACCGAUGAGUUUGUUCUGAAUACUCCAAAGAUAUCCUCCUACAAGUUCUGGCCGGGCGGCUUGGGUCACUCUUCAAACUACUGCCUGGUAAUGGCGCAGUUGUAUAUCAACAAUCAGUGCAAAGGACCUCACAUGUUCUUCGUGCAAGUUCGCGAUGAGGAGACCCACGAACCACUUCCCGGAGUUCACAUUGGCGACAUUGGCAAGAAGAUGGGCUUCAUCGGGAUUAACAAUGGCUUCUUGGGCUUGAAGGACGUAAGGAUUCCACGCACCCGUAUGCUGAUGCGUCACGCCCAGGUUAAACCUGAUGGCUCUUAUGUCAGCAGUCCGGCCAAUGUCCUCACCUACUUUGCGAUGGUUCGGUCUCGCUGUGUGAUCACCUAUAACAAUUCCUCAAUGCUGGCAGUGGCCGCCACCAUUGCCACGCGAUACUCCGCCGUUCGCCGCCAGAGCCCCAUUGAACCAAAAGCUCCCGAACCCCAAAUUCUGGACCAUGUUACCCAGCAGAUGAAGCUCUUCCCCGAGAUAGCCACCAGCUUGGCUCAUCGUGUUGCCAGUGACUAUUUGUGGAAACUGUACGAGAUGACCAUCGAAGACAUAGAAUAUGGAAAGUACGAACGGCUUCCAGAACUUCAUUCCCUGUCCUGCGCCCUGAAGGUGACCUGCUCCUCAGAUACAACAGCCGGCAUAGAGCGCCUUCGUCUGGCCUGCGGCGGUCAUGGCUACCUUAUCUCCUCCAAUCUGAGCAACUUGUAUGUCCUGGCCACGGCAGCCUGCACUUACGAGGGCGAGAACACCGUACUGCUUCUUCAGAUUGGUCGCUUCCUGAUGAAGUCCUGGAACUCUGCACUAAGUGGCGCUCCCUUGGCACCCACCGUUAGCUACCUGGCUGAAGUCCAACAGAAUCCUGAGUUUGGUGCCUGGACAGGAACCUGGGACAACAUGGUCAGGGCUAUGAAGUAUGCAGCUGCCAAUAAAACGCGAUUGGCCUUCAAUAGCCUCUCUAAUCGAAUUUCCAAAGGGGAAUCCGAAGGCAACGCGGCUAAUCAGACCGGUAUUGAGUUCACCCAUGCAGCAGAGCUCCAUGGGCGUGCGUUUGUUUUCUCGUCGUUUACGACUGAAGUGACUGGCCCCAACGCCAAAGACCGAUCCCCGGCGUUAAACAGAGUGCUGGAGAAUCUCUUGGAACUCUACUUGGUCAAGGAGACACUCAAUCAACUGAGUAACUUGCUGAGAUUCAUCAACUUGACGGACAAGGAUCUAACCAGUUUGCAGGAGCGCUUGGAGACAGUCCUGACCAAGUUACGCCCCGAUGCAGUGGCUAUUGUGGAUGGCUUCGACUUCAGCGACCUCCAGCUGAACUCCACCCUGGGGUCAUAUGAUGGCAAUGCCUAUGAAAGAAUAUUCGAUGCUGCCCUCAAGAACCCCAUGAACCAAAAGCCAGUGCCAAAAUCCUUCCACGAGAUCCUUAAGCCCUUCAUGAAAUCCAAUAUCUAGAGAUAUCAUUAUCUUUAUCCAUAAGUAAUGUCUGUUUAUAAAUUAAUACCUCUUUUGUUGUUCUAAGUUAUACUCUUUAGUUAAUAUUUUAA
Drosophila ananassae is the source of this 2233-nucleotide messenger RNA. Its product is annotated as probable peroxisomal acyl-coenzyme A oxidase 1. NCBI's taxonomy places the organism in Eukaryota, Metazoa, Arthropoda, Insecta, Diptera, Drosophilidae. The transcript has 8 exons. Gene Ontology annotation, biological process: fatty acid beta-oxidation using acyl-CoA oxidase; lipid homeostasis. Bases 114 to 2141 code for a protein of 675 amino acids. Gene Ontology annotation, molecular function: acyl-CoA oxidase activity; FAD binding; fatty acid binding. Gene Ontology annotation, cellular component: peroxisome. The record is from RefSeq and is a predicted model, not a curated record.